UUUGAGACGCGAAAUUAUGAUUAGCGUUUAAAGCGGCGGAGAUCGAUCUGCGAUUUGCGUAGACAUCAUUUUGUGGAAUUCGAACUUCUCAUUCUCUCUUUCAUCUUCUCCUCUUACGUAACCCUAGCGAAGUCGGAGAUUCACCGGUAGAUCAAUCUUGAAUCGCCAUUGAGAUCGACGGAGGAGAGAGAGAGGUGGGUGAUUACUAGUAAGAGGAGGAACACAUAGAUAGGGAGGGAGAUAAUGGAUUUGGAUAAAUGGAUAUCGAAGGUUAAAGAAGAAGGUCAGCAUCUCUCAGAGGACGAGCUUCAGCUUCUCUGCGAAUACGUGAAAGAGAUUCUGAUUGAGGAGUCGAAUGUACAGCCUGUCAACAGCCCUGUCACCGUCUGUGGUGACAUCCAUGGCCAGUUUCAUGAUCUCAUGAAGCUUUUUCAGACCGGUGGUCAUGUUCCCGACACCAACUACAUAUUUAUGGGAGACUUCGUUGAUAGAGGUUACAACAGCCUUGAAGUCUUCACUAUUCUUUUGCUUCUUAAAGCCAGACAUCCAGCCAAUAUUACACUUCUGCGUGGAAAUCAUGAAAGUAGACAGCUAACGCAGGUUUAUGGUUUUUAUGACGAAUGCCAAAGGAAGUAUGGUAACGCUAAUGCAUGGCGAUAUUGCACAGAUGUUUUUGACUAUCUUACCAUAUCUGCUAUUAUAGAUAGCACUGUUCUAUGUGUUCAUGGUGGUCUUUCCCCGGAUGUCCGGACAAUUGAUCAGAUAAGACUAGUCGAUCGAAAUUGUGAAAUUCCCCAUGAAGGGCCGUUUUGCGAUCUUAUGUGGAGCGAUCCUGAAGAUAUUGAAACAUGGGCUGUUAGUCCUCGUGGAGCUGGUUGGCUUUUCGGAUCGAGGGUUACCACUGAGUUCAACCACAUCAACAAGCUUGAUCUAGUAUGCCGUGCACACCAGCUGGUACAAGAAGGUCUCAAGUACAUGUUCCAAGAUAAAGGCCUUGUAACUGUGUGGUCUGCACCUAAUUACUGCUACCGAUGUGGCAAUGUCGCUUCUAUAUUGAUUUUCGAUGAAAACAUGGAAAGGGAUGUGAAGUACUUCAACGAGACAGAAGAGAACAAUCAAAUGAGAGGGCCAAGGACUGGAGUUCCGUAUUUUCUGUGAUGAAACUAUUAUAUUUGCUCCCCUACUUCUCCCAUCGCUGUGAUGAUGAUGGUGGUGAUGAAGCCAUUGCUAGCUACCGUUGACAAUAUGUUCAGUCUCAAAAAGAUAGUAUGUAGAUAUAAUAUUAUCUACUGAUGGGUUUCACUUUACUUCCAUUAAUUUUGUCCACUUGGUAACACUUUCCAUGUGAAAUUCUAGAGUAAACACUUCGGUAAUAGUCUGAAGUAGAGUUUUUUGUGUUGCUUUCUUUUGUUGAGACCCCAAUCUUUUCUUAUGUAUUACACUAACUUUCUUUGCUAUUUUGUUGUUGUGAAGAUGUCACUAACUUUAAAAACAAACUCAUCGGACGUUACAUAUCAA
Molecule: messenger RNA, 1518 nt
Organism: Raphanus sativus (radish)
Lineage: Eukaryota; Viridiplantae; Streptophyta; Magnoliopsida; Brassicales; Brassicaceae
Product: phytochrome-associated serine/threonine-protein phosphatase 3
Exons: 10
Coding region: 244-1158 (304 amino acids)
Biological process (GO): peptidyl-serine dephosphorylation
Cellular component (GO): cytoplasm
Molecular function (GO): protein serine/threonine phosphatase activity
Source: RefSeq, a predicted model, not a curated record